AUAAGAAGAUGGUCUACUUUGCAUACAACCACAUAGCUUUCGUCACUCUGUUGGCAUUUGUAGCCGUAAACGCAGUCAAAUCGACGGAUGUAACUGAAAUUCAAAGGAAGCUACACGAAAGUGAAUUUACCAUACGGGAUAUCAUUUUGUCGGUGAUAAGGGCAGAAAAAGAACUACAAAAACUUAAAGACAAGAUUCUUAAACAAAAUGAAAACUUACAAGCAGAAAUAGAAAAGUAUAUUGACUGCCUGGAAACUGCAUACAAAUACAAGUGGGGAGAGACAGCAUUUCACAGGAUCAUAAGUCGUCUGGAAACUGAGCAUAACGAGAAAUUAAGCACUACAAUGAAGUGUGUUGAACAAAAAGUCUCAACAUAUCAGGAAAAGAAGAAGCAGUUCCCCGUAGACAGAUGUCUCGAAAAUCCACCUUCAGUGAAUAAAGAAGAUCUGGAUCAGUUGAAUGAAGACAUAAACCGAGUAUUCACCUUGAAACACUGGAUUGGUGUUCAUAGUUUUUAUAUCAACCUAUACAAAACCCUAUUGAAGGUGUUGACAAGAAAUGGAGAACAAGUACCAGGAUCAAUAUUAGAGUUGACGUAAUGCUGAAUACAUGAAGAUUGUAGAAGCUUUCGUAAAUAUUGAUUUUAUUUUUAAUUAAAUAAAUUAAAUAAAUCACUUUUUCUGCUA
Messenger RNA from Trichobilharzia regenti, 686 nucleotides. Lineage: Eukaryota; Metazoa; Platyhelminthes; Trematoda; Strigeidida; Schistosomatidae. The record is from the annotation of a GenBank genome assembly.